Psammomys obesus (fat sand rat) is the source of this 4714-nucleotide messenger RNA. It is a transcript of the gene Foxred2, whose product is annotated as FAD dependent oxidoreductase domain containing 2. The transcript is spliced from 9 exons. NCBI's taxonomy places the organism in Eukaryota, Metazoa, Chordata, Mammalia, Rodentia, Muridae. The record is from RefSeq and is a predicted model, not a curated record. Gene Ontology annotation, molecular function: flavin adenine dinucleotide binding; monooxygenase activity. The coding region runs from base 128 to 2128 and encodes 666 amino acids.
CUUCCCAGCGCUGCAGCCUGCAGCGGGAGCAUCGCUGGGCCUCCGGCGGCGGCUUGCGGGUCGGAGGCGCAUCCUGGGCACCGCGCACGCGCCGGAAGCAGCGCGGGGUAGCAGAGGCUGCGGCAGGAUGGGUCCCUCGGGGCUGCUGCUGGCCCUCGCCCUGCACCUGGCGGUGUGCUCCCGUCCGCACUGGGACUAUUGCGUGCUGGGCGCCGGUCCCGCGGGCCUGCAGAUGGCCGCCUUCCUGCAGCGGGCCGGCAGGGACUACCAGGUGUUUGAACGCGAGUCCGCUCCAGGCAGUUUCUUCACUCGCUACCCACGCCACCGCAAGCUCAUCAGCAUCAACAAGCGGCACACGGGCAAGGCCAACGCCGAGUUCAACCUCCGCCACGACUGGAACUCUCUGCUCAGCGAUGACCCACACCUGCUCUUCAGACACUACUCGAAGGCUUACUUUCCCGAUGCCAGCGACAUGGUGCGCUACCUGGGUGACUUCGCGCGGCGCCUGCGGCUCCACGUGCGGUACAACACAAACAUCACUCACGUGGCUCUGGACAAGGAUCCGCAAGCCUGGAACGGCCAUUACUUCAUUCUGACCGACCAGAAGGGCCAGGCUUGCCAGUGCAGUGUCCUGCUUGUAGCUACUGGAUUGUCAGUCCCCAAACUGGUUGACUUCCCUGGCUCCGAACAUGUGGAGGGUUAUGAGACUGUGUCUGUGGACCCUGAAGACUUUGUGGGUCAGAAUGUGUUGAUCCUGGGCCGUGGGAACUCAGCCUUUGAGACAGCAGACAACAUCUUGGGUGUCACAAACUUUGUCCACAUGCUGAGCCGUUCCCGGGUUCGGCUCUCCUGGGCCACCCACUAUGUUGGAGACGUCAGAGCCAUCAACAAUGGCCUGCUGGACACCUACCAGCUGAAAUCACUGGACGGACUCCUGGAGUCGGACCUGGAGCAUCUGGCCCUCGUGAAGGACAGCAGGGGCAAGCUCCACAUUACCCUCAGGUUCUUCCUGGAGGAGAACAACAGCAGCCAGAGUGCCGACUCCAUUCCCCUCCCCCAGGAUGACAAUGACAACUUUGCCAUGCGGGUGGCCUAUGACCGCGUCAUCCGUUGCCUGGGCUGGAAGUUUGACUUCUCCAUUUUUAACCAGUCCCUCAGACUCUCCUCGGGGACUGAGUUUAGCAAGAAGUACCCACUGAUUAGACCCAGCUAUGAAUCCAAAGGAAGCCGGGGUCUCUUUAUCCUAGGGACUGCCAGCCACUCAGUGGACUAUCGGAAAUCUGCUGGCGGCUUCAUCCAUGGAUUCCGAUAUACAGUGCGUGCUGUCCACCGGCUGCUGGAGCAUCGGCACCAUGGCAUCGCCUGGCCGUGCACAGAGCACCCCAUCACAGAGCUGACCAGCUCUAUCGUUCGUCGUGUAAAUGAGGCUUCCGGGCUGUACCAGAUGUUCGGUGUGCUGGCUGAUAUCAUCCUGCUGAAGGAGAACGCCACAGCAUUUGAGUACCUGGAGGAGUUCCCCAUGCAGAUGCUGGCCCAGCUGGAGACGCUCACAGGACGGACAGCGCGCCACGGGCUCUUUGUCAUCAACAUGGAAUAUGGCAAAAACUUCUCCGGGCCCGAGAAGGACGUGUUCUUUUAUGACCGGUCUGUGGCCCACAUAGAGGAUGCCUGGAUGUCCAACUUCCUCCACCCUGUCAUAUAUUACUACAGGCACCUCCCCACCGAGCAAGAUAUGCGGUUUCGGCCUGCACAGUGGCCCCUGCCUCGGCCCACAGCCAUUCACCACAUCGUGGAGGACUUCCUGACUGACUGGACAGCUCCAGUGGGGCACAUUCUCCCACUGAGGCGCUUCCUGGAAAACUGUCUGGACACGGAUCUUCGAAGCUUCUAUGCAGAGUCCUGUUUCCUAUUCACCUUCACACGCCAGAAGUUGCCCCCCUUUUGCCAGCAAGGAUACCUAAGGAUGCAGGGGCUUUUAAGCACCGAGAGCCUUCGGCAACAUGGCGUGGAAAGCAAGCUCCUGCAGAACUACACAGCCAUAGAGGACAACAGCAGGUGGCUUGGAGACCAGCCCUCGGUUCCAGGGCAUCUGACUCAGUCCCUUGACAAGAACAAAGAAGAACUGUGAGCAUCCUCUCCCAGGCUAUGGUGGCUGGCACCUCUCCAGGAAACCUUUUCCCACCUUUCAAGCUUCUCAGAACCAUCAUAUAGAUGGCAGACAACAGAACAGCCUAUGGAGUGCAGAAUGCAGAAGGCUGGGACACGGUCACACUGUGGUGUCCCUUUCUAUGCUGCCCCUGGGUGCUAGAUGCAAGGUUAAGAGAAGGGUACGUUCUGUCAGGUAUGAGCUGCCUUCCACUGCCGGCUUCUGUCCCACUUGAACCAUCACAGACCACACUGGUCUAGUGCGUCUGCUUCUAGGACCAACCAACUUCCUUUUCCUUCUGGUUCACUCUGCAGAUGGGCUUGGAUCUACCUGGGAAACAGCUGGCAGCUGAAAGUCCUUCAUUUCCAUAGUGGGCCUCUUAGAGUGAAAGCUUGAGGUCUUCAGCAGUGGGGCAGACACUUAGGAUCUCUGCUCCCCAAUGCAGCUAUGGACCCCAACUCAGAAGCAUCAGACAUCUUCUAAGGUCCUUAUCCAGGAGAGACUGCCCCUAUGCCACCCUUUCUUUCCACACCGUCAUGCCCUCCCUGGCACUGGCUCUCGGCAGAACUCUCUCAGGCUGGGCAUCACAGGCCCGGAGGGCUGGUAAAGGACAGAGACAGGAGACUCCUGCAAGGUCAUCUGUCCAGCUGGCUUCUCAGGAGCAAGACCUCAAUGCUGCCCUGUCCUCAAGAUCACACUCCCAGGGAUCAGGAGCCUCUGUCCCUCUCCCACCUUGCUGACUGGCAUCCUGAGCAGUGUCUUCCUUGAGAGCAGCCUGGGCAGGUUUAGGGUGUUGCUGUGCCUGCUGCCCUGGGCAUAGAAAUGUUGACACGUGCUCUGAUUCUGGCUGCCUUGCUGUUCCUCUCCCCUUCCUUGCCUUCCUCAUCAGAGUCCACACUCAGCUGACAAAUUAGUCUCACUGAUGAAUAAGCCAUAAGGAAAGCAUGACCACAAGGGAAGCAUGGAAAUCACGUGAUUUCCCACAGGCCCAGAGUGCAGAUACUGUUUCUCACCAGCCCUCUUUUAUUCAUGGCAUUCAUCCUCAGACAUGCAAGGACAUGUCAACCCAAAGCCCCUUCCUGGGAGUAUCCUCUUCCCCAUGGAAGAGUCUUGGCUGGGUCCAGGCCCUCUGAGCCGCCUGACCUACCUGCCUUCCUCUCCAGUGCUUACCAAGUUCUAACAGGGCAAUUCAAUAACUUCAUCUCACCAGGAGGAACUGUGUACCUCUGUACCUACUUGAGGGAGUCUGCACAGGGCCAAACCUUCUAACUGAGUCAUCCCCCAGCUGACAUCACCAGGCUGCCGGUGUCACUUUAUUUCACACAGGGUGAUGGGCAAGCCAAACUGGGACCUUGCCAUCCCACCCCUGUUUCCAGAGCAUUUUCAAAUGAGUCUUUGAUUUAGCGCCAGGAAAUGGAAUGCUGUUCUUUACACGUCGCCCUCCAGUCAUUGAGGCUGGCUGAGCCACUUGUUCAGUGCCUUAGCAAGUAGCUGGCUGACACCCUCGUGUAUGACAUCUGCUGCUUCCUGUCAUCUGCCAGAUCCUUGAUUCUGUCAAAAUAUCAGGCAGCCUUAUUUGUUUUUAACACAGGAUUCUGUUGUUGCUCAGUUGACUAGGGAUGUCUUCUACCCGAUAGGGUUUCACCAUGUCCUGGCUUGGUACUUAUUUUUAAGGCUUUUAAUUAUGUGUACUUGUAUGUAGUUAUGUGUGGGUAUGUAUAUGUGAGUGUCCAGAGACCAGAAGAGGGUGUCAAGAGCCCUGUAAAGCUGGAGUUACAGGAGGUUGUGAGCCACCGUAUGUGGGAACUGGAAACUGAGCUUAAACACUAUGGAGGAGCAGGAAGUACUGAGCCACUUGCUCCAGGACCCCUCCCCCAUAACUACUUUAAAGAAAAGAUUAAAAAUAAGACAACAUACCAGCACUAGGGUGGCCAAGGAAGGAAAAUUGAGGUUGAAAGGCUAGCCUGGGCUACAUGGAGAGUUCCAGGAAAGUAUGGGCAAUUUAACAAGAUCUUGUCCCCCAAAAAAGAAAACUUAAAAGGGCAAAAAUAGACUGGGCAUGGUGGUAUAUGCCUUCAAUCUUAAUUAAACACUUUCAAAGCACAGGCUGGAGAAUCUGUUGUGAGUUCAACUUGCCAGUUGACACAGCAGGUUCCAGGUCAGCCUGAGCUACAUAAUAAAACCCUGCCAAAUAAGUAAGUAGAUAGAUAGAUAGAUAGAUAGAUAGAUAGAUAGAUAGAUAGAUAGAUAAAUGCAUGGGCAAAAAUAAUUACGGUGAAGGAACUGAUUGAAAUAAGUGAGAAACACGAAGAUGGGUUCAGUAACUUUCUGUGAUCAUCUCUUAAAUGGUGAAGGGGGGGCUGAUGAGUGUGCCUACACGGGUGACACUGUGUGUGACGUGGCACCAGGUGAGGUGGAACAGCAGCUGGAGCUGCUGGUAGCCGUGAAGACAGGAAGCCACAGUGGCUCUGGGGCUGUGGGACACAGUUCUGGAUUACUCUUUCAAUCAAAUUUGUGUUUAUUUUUCAAAUGUGACUAUAUGCUACUGGAAUAAAAAAUAGAUUUAUU